AUGGGUAUUGGGAACUGGAUAAAAAUGACAAGAUUAAAUAGUAUACAUCCCAUUAAAGCUGUGGUUUUCGAUAUGGAUGGAACUUUAUGUCUGCCACAACCAUGGAUGUUCCCCGCAAUGAGGGAAGCCAUCGGCUUGCAUGAUAAAUCUGUGGAUAUAUUAGCCUAUAUUGACGAUAUGUCCACAGAAGAAGCUAAGUUGGAGGCUAAUCGUCAAUUAGAGGAAGUUGAGGACAGAGCAAUGAAACAGAUGGAGCCCCAACCUGGUCUAGUUGAAUUAUUAAGAUUUUUAACGCUGAAUAAUAUGAGUAAGAAUAUUUGUACGAGGAACGUUAUUAAGCCAGUGCAAUAUCUGAUAUCAAAUUUUGUACCUAAGGAAUAUUCCAAUUUUGAAUAUAUUGUCACUAGAGAUUUUAGACCUGCCAAGCCUAAUCCGGAUCCUCUAUUACAUAUUGCUAAGCAAUUAAAAGUUCACCCAAAUGAAAUAAUGAUGGUGGGUGAUUCUUUUGAUGAUAUGAGAAGUGGGAGAUCUGCUGGUUGUGUUACUAUGUUAUUGAACAAUCAUGUCAAUAAAUAUCUUUUACAAGAUCACCAAGAUUUGAUCGAUAAUUCUGUGGAUUCGUUAGCAGAUAUAAUUGGAAUUAUUACGAGUGCAAAUGAAAAUUAA
Messenger RNA from Naumovozyma castellii, 666 nucleotides. Its product is annotated as putative haloacid dehalogenase-like hydrolase. The record is from RefSeq and is a predicted model, not a curated record. Lineage: Eukaryota; Fungi; Ascomycota; Saccharomycetes; Saccharomycetales; Saccharomycetaceae. The transcript has a single exon. The coding region runs from base 1 to 666 and encodes 221 amino acids.